AAUUAAAUGAGAAGACCAAAUGAGGUUGAGUAUAACAAAACAGCUUUGAUGGGUAAUUAUAGAAUAAAUUUGAGCGAAUUGGUAUGAAGAUAGGUUAGCUCCUCAUUAAUUAUAGAGAGAUCCAAAUGGUCAGAAAUCUGUAUGAAAUGAGAAUAUAAGUAGUUAAGAUAAGUAGAAGAAGGAAUAUCAAUACCUGGAGAUAAUGGAUGUUUACUUCCUUUACCAAGAGUGAAUCGUAAUCCUCCUUACAUAACAAAGGAAAUAAUAGUUCCAGAUGAUGGAUAUGUAUAAUGAGAUGUAUAAAAUAGAGAGAAUUCAGAACAGAAUUCUAAACAAAAUUUGAUGCAAAGAAUAUACAGAAUAUGCAAUUAGGUGAUUGCAGAUCUUUAGUGAAAAGGAAUGGAGAGAAAGUAAAUUUUCCUGAGUGCAAUCCUACAGUUGCAUAAACAGCAGGGGCUAAAUCAAUAAAACAAUUAGAUUAAACAAAUAUGCAGUAAAUUUUGGUUGAUAGAGCUGUCCAUUAAAAUUAUACAGACUUUGGAUCAACAUUCAGAAAUCAUCCAGAGUAGCAUAAUAAAUUUUAUUCAAUUACUACAUACUAAUAAUCAUUUUAGCCUCCUGAAAAUAAUGUUAAGGAAAUUCUCAGUGAUAAUAAGAUAAAACCUUUAGCUGCUGGAUGCAGAGAAAGAGAUCCAUUUGAUUAAGGAUUAAAAAUGACUUCUGUAAUAACAGGUGAAAAAUACAGAGAUUGUAUUAGAUAUAAUUAUAUUAAAUAGCUGUUGAACCAAAAGAGAAUACAGAAGUAUAAAGAUAAUGGGUACAUUCUGGUGAUUGUGGAUUGAAAACUGCUUAGAAUAAUUUAAGAUCUAGUAGUAUUUAGAAUUAUAAGAAGUCUGCUUGUUAAAUUCAUCCAUAUGACAUAGCUACUAGUUUACCACUUGAAGGUAAAAUGAUUAAUAUCAUUAUAUAUAAGAUGGUGUAUACACAUUACAUCCUAAAUAUACUGAUCCUGGUCAAUUUAGACAUAUAAGAAGUGAUGUCACUAGAAUCAUGAAUAAACCAAUAACAAGAAAAUGAAAUUCUAUUUUAGGAUAAUCCAU
Paramecium sonneborni is the source of this 1100-nucleotide messenger RNA. The record is from the annotation of a GenBank genome assembly. Lineage: Eukaryota; Ciliophora; Oligohymenophorea; Peniculida; Parameciidae.